AUGUCAUUUUUAUGUCACAAGUGUUGUAAACCUUAUACUGAACCUGGAAGUAAUCAUGCUCUGUAUACCACUAAUUGUGGGCAUUUAAUUGGUCAUUCCUGUAUAAUGGAAGUAAUAAAUAAAUCUACUAAUGAAAGAAAUCAGUUCAGUUGCCAUGAAUGUUAUAGAAUGUUAAAAAGAGUCGAUUGCCAUCCUGUUUAUAAUAUACCUGAUGAAAUUUAUAAAUUAGCAUUAGAUAGUUUUAAAUUAAAAAGUGAUUUAAAUGAUGAGUAUGUUAAAAAACAAUAUUUAAUGGGAAAUUUGCAACGAAAACCAAUAAUUUUAAAAAAAUGGAAUAUAUGCUUUGAAGGAUCUUUACAAGCAUAUGAUAUUUUUAAUGAAUAUAUUGUAACUAUUUUCUAUCGUUCAAAAGUACAUGAAAAUAGUCAGUUACUACGAAUAAUUAAUAUGAGAAAUGGAAUAUGUUUUUAUUCAAAAGUAUAUAAUUUCAAUUAUUGUACCACUGUUGCAAUAAACAAAUAUCGAGAGAAUGUUUUAGAAUUUUGUGUUGGUUAUUUAGAUGGAACUGUUAAAAUUUUUAUUUUUAAUAUAAAAGGAUCAAAUUUUCGUAUCAAGCAUGGUGAAUCUUUUCAUGAAAGUGCAUCAAUUCAGUCUAUUUGUUAUUUGAAUAAGAAUAAAAUUGUAUACUCGACUGUUGGAGGAAACUUAAUUGUUGUUGGUACAACUAAACAAUCUAAAAAAUGUGACUUAUUUGAAAAUAGUUCCAUUGAAAAAUGUACUGUCAAAAAUCUUCAAACGUUGACAGAUGAUGCUUUCUUAGGUUUAGCUAACAGUAAAAUUUAUGUGUUUUCAAAAAACCGGAGUCCAUACAAUAUUAUUGAGGAUAACGAAAAUGAAAUUAUCAAUUAUACUGUGGAACCUCUAACUAAUUUGCUCACUCUACUUUGUCGGAAAAAAUUUAAAAGUAAAGAAUUAGGUGAAUCACUACCUUCGUAUAUUUUAUAUGAGAUAAAUGAGACAAUUUUGGAAAUUGAUAGUAAAAAGGAGAGAGUUUACCAUACUUCUAAAAUUAAAACUAUAAAAUGUCAAGAAGAUCAAAUUCAAACUAUUUUUAACCCAGGCAUUUUUUCUAUGGAAGAAGGAAGGAGAUCUUCGUUGCAUUCAUUUAUACCAGAUGUAAAAAAUAAAUCAUUAAAUAUUCAUUAUCUAUUUUUCGAUGAAGUCUCUACAGAACAGGGAACCUUUGAAAAUUUAGACUCUUGUAUUUCUGUUGAAUGUAUUAAAAAACCACAAAUGUUUCUACCAAAUAUUUAUAAAAAGAGAAUGGUUGUAAUAUUUCAAGAGAAACUUGCUGUAAUUGAUUUCUACUAUCCUAUUUUUGAUGAAUAG
Messenger RNA from Strongyloides ratti, 1389 nucleotides. RefSeq names its product Zinc finger, RING/FYVE/PHD-type domain and WD40/YVTN repeat-like-containing domain and WD40-repeat-containing domain-containing protein. NCBI's taxonomy places the organism in Eukaryota, Metazoa, Nematoda, Chromadorea, Rhabditida, Strongyloididae. The record is from RefSeq and is a predicted model, not a curated record. The coding region runs from base 1 to 1389 and encodes 462 amino acids. Gene Ontology annotation, molecular function: protein binding. The transcript has 2 exons.